Sphaeramia orbicularis (orbiculate cardinalfish) is the source of this 4038-nucleotide messenger RNA. Its product is annotated as trehalase-like. The coding region runs from base 1712 to 3502 and encodes 596 amino acids. The transcript has 15 exons. The record is from RefSeq and is a predicted model, not a curated record. Gene Ontology annotation, biological process: trehalose catabolic process. Lineage: Eukaryota; Metazoa; Chordata; Actinopteri; Kurtiformes; Apogonidae. Gene Ontology annotation, molecular function: alpha,alpha-trehalase activity.
AUAAAUAUUUGGUAGGAGCUGUGGGUUUAUUUUUCCCUCCUCCCCCCCCGUUUUGAAGAAUGUUGGCCAAAGUGCAUCAGGACGAAACCAUCUUUAUCUAAAAAACAAAAAAAUGUAGCAGGAAUUCAUGCUCUGUGCAUUGCAACUCGGCUGCUGCACUGGAACCAGCCGACAAAACGACGCUUCACUUCACACGACCUUCUGAGGUUGAGGCUGCACUUAAACGUACAGAGAGAUGGGUUCAGGCAAUAACGGAUUGCACUGCUUUUUUCUAAACUCACGAUGCCCAAAUGGCAGCGAAGUGUACGUCGCACGGAGCAUUUUAAGAAUUGGCAAAAAUGGGGUGGGGUGGGGUGGGGGUGUCUUGAAGGAUUAGGAAAAAAAACUAUAGCGGGCUGCUUGUUUAAAAACAGAAAAAACAAACUGGACACCUCAGACUGCUGAAGUUAUGGCUUAUUUCUCUGCCCUUUAUUGGUAAAAAAGUUUUGAGUUUGGGUAAUGGUUGCAAUUCGGGGGUUUCAUGCAACAGGAUUUCAAUCUUGCGUGAAGGUUUCAGUUCAUGCGGAGCCUUUUUGCAAACAUUUCCCUUUUGUGGUGAGAUGCUCCUUUGACUCCAACCAGUGAGUUUUGCACAUUUAAGUUCAGCUCUUUUUAAGAUUAACGUGACCGUAGUCAUUGAAUUCUUCUGGUUUUGGAGUACGAUCCCUUUUCUCUCAGCUCUUACGUCCCCGUGUCAUCCUGCACGUCUGAUUUGGCUCAUUUGGCUUUGUUUUUUUUUUUUUUUUUUUUUUUCAGGGGGGGUGGGUGGGUCUGCGUUUGUUCAAACCCCUAAAUCGUGCAUCGUAAUGAGUGAACAGGGAUCUGACUGUGCAGGCGUCUGGCAGCUGCCUGUUUCCUCGUCAGCCCGCAGGCGGUAAUUAAGCCAUUCAGAAAACAAGAACCGGAGCCGGCCCUUCGGGGAUGCUGCUUUACCGCCAGCGGCUGCCGCGGUGAGAACCUUAAAGACUGAAACGAGAGCAUCUUGCCUCCCAUUGGCCAUUCCUGGAAGUAAAAUGGUCUCAUUCUUUAAGGUCUUUUUUAAAUUUGCGGGGGGUUAAAUUGGCGCCGUCGCUGCCCUGAUGCAGCUGCUCAUCCCAUCCUCAAACGCAACCAACACAGAUUUUGUGUCGAAUCGGGCUGAAUCGCAUCUAAAUGUCCGGAAGGAAGUGGAAGCGAAAUGCCGAACAGCUGCAUCAGUUAAACAACAGGGGUGGAGCCUUCGGGUUUACAGAAACAAGAUCACAUGAUCUAAAGAUCCAAAGUUACGGUUAUGGGUAUAAAACAUGUUUGGAAAGGAUGCCCUUAGAUUUGGAUUGUCUUUUUUUUGUUCUGUUUUUUUCCAAAUGUUCAAGUGGAGUUUGAAAGUCUCCAAAUUUAAGUGAAGAAUUUAAAGCCUGAGUUCUUAUUUUUUAUUUGAUGGAAAUUUGGUCGAUUUAAUUGGCAGAUUUUUUUUCAGUGGAGCUAAUUUUACAAUAGACUUAAGUUUACAGAAUGUCAUUGGAUACAAUUGAAACGUUUGGUUGAAAAUAAUAAAGCUCACUGAAAUUUCCUGUUGGCAGUGUUGUGGUGCUUUUGUGUCCCCUGCAUGCACAGCUGUUCUUCAGCCCAGUCACAGCCAGGUGGCAGUACGGAGCCGCCUUCGGUCCAGGCCUGAUCCGGUUUCCUGUAAACUAUGACCUGGAGACGCUGCCCAGACUGUUCAGUUCUGAGGUUCCAGACCAGGAUGCAGGACGUCGGGGUGUUUAGUCUGUCUUUAACACUUCUACUCACAUGUGUAAACUCUGCUGUUCCACCGCCGUGUGACAGUGAAAUUUACUGCAGCGGGCCCGUCUUACAUCAGGUCCAAACAGCGAAACUGUUCGAUGAUGACAAGUACUUUGUUGACAUGAAGCUGAAGGCACAUCCUGAUGUGGUUUUAUCAGCCUUCCACAACCUUUCCAGUCAAUCACCAAACAUGACCGUCUCGUCUGAAAACCUGCGACACUUCCUCAGUCUGUACUUUGACAAACCAGGGACAGAGUUCGAGCCGUGGACGCCACCGGACUGGCAUGACAAACCACAAUUUUUGGGAAAAAUCAAAGACCAACAACUCCAAACCUGGGCUGAAAAGAUCCAUCAUCUGUGGAAGUUACUGGGCAAAAAGAUUGGUGCCGGUGUUAAAGAUCACCCGGAGCUCUACUCGCAGAUAUACACUCCACAUCCUGUCAUCGUGCCUGGGGGGCGCUUCAGGGAGCUCUACUAUUGGGACUCCUACUGGGUCAUCAACGGGCUCCUGCUGUCGGAGAUGACAGACACAGCCCAUGGGAUGAUCCAAAACUUCCUCCACCUCGUCAACAGAUAUGGCUUUGUUCCAAAUGGUGGGCGGAUUUACUAUGAAAGGCGCAGCCAGCCUCCAUUCCUCAGCCUAAUGGUGGAGAGCUACUAUCAAGCAACCAAGGAUAAAGACUUCCUCAGAGCAGCUUUACCUGCUCUGCAGCGUGAAUACCAGUUCUGGAUGCAGAACCGCUCAGUGGUUUUGAGGGUAAAUGGGACAGAGCAUGUACUGAACAACUUUGACGUGCAGGUGGGGUUACCCAGGCCUGAGUCGUACACAGAUGAUCUGGAAUUAGCUGAAGGACUUACUGAUGGUUCUAAGGAGCAGUUGUGGAUGGAUCUGAAGGCCGGUGCAGAGUCUGGCUGGGACUUCUCAUCCCGUUGGUUCAUAAACAGUGACGGCCACAACAGCGGCGUCCUCAGAGACACCCGAACCAGCCAAAUCCUGCCCGCUGACCUCAACGCCCUGCUGUGCCGCAACGAGAAAACGCUCGCUUCAUUUCACCGCAUCCUGGGUGAUGGUGACUCAGCUGCACUGUACGACCAGGCUGCCGAGCGCAGACUGGAGGCGAUGGAGGCGAUGCUGUGGGACGCUGAGAGGGGGGCCUGGUUCGACUACAGCCUGAUGACGCACUCCAAACACUUGGAAUUUUACCCCUCCAACCUGGCACCUGUUUGGGCAGCGUGUUAUUCUCAGCCUGAGAUGGCAGAGAAGGCAGUGCAGUAUCUAAAGGGGAGUGGUGCCCUCCAGUUCCCAAAUGGAGUUCCGACGUCCCUCCAUCAGUCUGGGCAGCAGUGGGACUACCCCAAUGCUUGGCCCCCAUUACAGCACAUGCUCAUUGAAGGUUUAUCCAAACUGCCUUCAGAAGACGCUCAAAACCUGGCAUUUGAUUUGGCCCAGAGGUGGAUCCGGACCAACUGGCUGACCUACAUGAAGUACGAGGCCAUGUUUGAGAAGUACGAUGUGAACGGAGAUGGCAAACCCGGCGGAGGAGGGGAGUAUGAAGUUCAGCUGGGUUUCGGUUGGACCAACGGCGUGGCCCUGCAGCUCCUGGACCAGUACGGGUCCACUCUCACCUCAGCUAGCGGACAUGUGUCUUCUGGACUCCUGCUGCCUCUGGUCUUCUCAGUUCCCAUCAUGCUCCAGUGAAUCCGAGGUGACAGCGGAGUCUACCCGAGGGUGGGAGUUUCCUUUUCCAGGUUUCGCUGCACUACAUCACUCCUGUUCACUGACACUUCAGACAAACGCAGGCAGGAAAAUGUCUUCUAACGCGGCCUGACAGCUUUUCUACUGCAUAUACGAUCAGGACGACGUCUACGCUCAGAAGGAAUCGAUUAGAAUUAAGAAUCGCUUUGGCUGAUAUUUUAAUAUUUAGCUGCUGAGGUCGAUGAUCUCUGGGAAAAAACAGAAAAUAUGAUUAUGUAAGCAAAUGAUCAGGCUUGAAUUACAGCAGUAAUCUACAAAAAAACAGCUAUCGAUCUCAUGAUGAAUUCAAAUAUCAGGAGCUGAGUCUUUGUACCUUCACGACAGCUGAGGUUGAAAUUUUUGUCAUUUGCUUAUUUUGCACAGGAUUGUGUUGAAAUAUGUGCUGAACAUCCAGAAAAUCCUAAGAAUCUCAGCCAAAUGUUUUCAUGUAAAUACUUGCUGCUGAAAUCAAAUAAAUAAAAAAUACACUAAUUAUUUGU